GCUGCGCGGCGCGGGCUGCCUUUGGCUGAAACGUUGGACUCGGCUGCCGAGCGGUAGGUGGGCAUGGCGAGCCGCCCGGGACUCGGCUGCGCGCUGGGCGUUUGCUGCCUCCUCGGUCUCUUCUGCAACUCCGCGGUCGCGUUUGUGCUUCGGGCUCAAAGCAUUAAUGACAGACCGAUUAUCGGGAUAUUGGCACAGGAAACCGACUUUAAGAGCUUCCAAAAAUUCGGAAGUUCUUAUAUUGGUGCGUCAUAUGUGAAGUUUCUUGAAUCUGCUGGAGCACGGGUAGUACCAGUAAGAUUAAAUCGUUCAGAUGAAGAGUAUGAUAAGAUUUUCCAUUCUGUUAAUGGGAUUCUUUACCCUGGAGGUGGUGUUGACCUAGAGACUUCUGAAUUUUCCAGGGUUGCAAAGAUAUUCUACAAUAAAGCACUAGAGGCGAAUGACAGAGGGGACUAUUUUCCCAUCUGGGGCACAUGCCUGGGACAUCAGCUGCUCAGCUACCUCACGAGUGGGGAGGACCUGCUCACUUGGACGAAUACGGAUGGCUUUGCAUUUCCACUGAACUUUUCUCAAGGUGCCCAAGACCGCAGGAUGUUCAAAGAUUUUCCUGACAAUUUGUUGCAAGCAAUGGCUUCUGAGCCUCUGACUUCAAACUUUCAUUUCUGGAGCCUUUCUGUGCAGAAUUUCACAAAUAACGAGAAACUGCGCAUGUUCUAUAAGAUCUUGACAACUAAUGUUCAUAACAAUGUGGACUUCAUAUCCACCAUGGAAGCCUACAGAUACCCUAUUUAUGGUGUCCAGUGGCAUCCAGAGAAAAAUCCAUAUGAAUGGAAGAACUCACCAGGCAUACCUCAUUCCCAGCCAGCUAUAGAAGUAACAUAUUUCACAGCUGACUUCUUUGUCAAUGAAGCCCGGAAAAGCAAUCAUCAUUUUCCCAGCAAAAAGGAUGAGACGAGUGCACUGAUUUAUAAUUUUACCCCUCUUUUCACUGGGACAUUUUCUUCCUUUGAUCAAGCUUAUUUUUUUGAUUAAAUUUUCAACAGAAGCAGUCCUUGAAAGUAUUAAACUGCAGCAUGUUUCAGAAUCAAACUAAUGCAAAGCAUUGUGAAGAGUAAGAAGUCAGGUUGCUUCUAGCUCCUUCUAAAUUCUAUUUCCCCCCAUUCUCUCAAUACCCAAUUGCACUGUUUUGUUUGUUUUGCAAUGGCACACUCUACUAUAGAGAACUUCUGGAAAGCCUCAUUUGUUAAAUUUAUAUCCCACUUUUUAAUUACAAAUAGCACUCAAGGCAACUAACAAUAUUAAAAAUAUAAGAUAUCAAAUUAUAAUUGAAACAUAAAAGCAAAUCAGUUAAAAUACAUCAGUAAAAAUGAAGUAGAGAGCACCCAUUUUACCAGACAGUUUAAAACUCCAGGCCUGUCUGAAUAAAAAUGUGUUUACCUGCCAGCAGAAGGACAACAAUUAUGGAACUAGCCUGGGGGCAGCCACCGAGAAGGUCCUCCCUUGCACUCUCACCAUACGUGCUUCUGCUGGAGGCAGGGCAGAGAUCCUCAGGAGACUUAAAAUUGCGGUAGGCUCAUAUGUGAGAAUUUGAUCUUUCAAAAUUGGAGUGAAUGGCUUCUGUGUAAGGUGGGAACCUGUGGUCCUCCAGAUUACUGGACUACAACCCUGAUGAGCUCAGAUGAUUGGCCAAGCUGACUGGAGCUGAUGCGAGUUGCAGUCCAGCAGCAUCUAGGGGGCCACAAAUUCCCCACUCAUAGUGUAAAAGCACUGAAGCUUGUGCAGGAGGAUUUCAAUGUGGCCCAAAUCACUCUUCAGCUCAAGGACAGAAGCCAUGACUCCUACAGUAGGUAAGAAUGGAAUUGGAUGAGUGGUAACCUCUGCAAACUACACAGGACUGGUUUACCAUCCAAUGGUACUGUAUACUUGGCGAGGUAGCACACGUGUCCCCACCAUUGGGUACAACAUGACAUAAUGCAGGGUAGGUAGAUCUGUCAUUGGAAAUCCAGUUCUUUUGGGGAUCGACAGAGUUCUGCGGCAUGUACAGCACACUUUGUGUCUACAAGCCAAGCUGCGGGCUCAACCCUGAAUUCAGGGCACUUUUUGCCCAUUUUUAACACUGCAAUUUGCACAAAUUUCUGAGUAAUUUUCACAAAUUAUAGUCAAAUUUGUGCAAAUUAAGCAGAUUUUGAUGUAGUGUGCACAGAUUUGGCUGUAAUGUUGGCAAAUUGCUCAGAACUUUGCACAAAUUGCAGAACCUUCCCUCAAAAUAAACGUGCAAAAUUCCCAGGUAACUGACAAACUGGCCCAGGUCACUGCCGAUCCAGUUCUGUGCCAUAAUAGGAACCAAAACGAGGUCAGGGCAGGGGGGCGGGGUUCAGGGUCUAGGCAGGCUCCACAAACUCCCCUUCCCCCGCCAAAUGGAUUUCUCUGACAUCCCUAAUUCAGGGCACACUUUCCUUCCUCAGAUGGAAGCGUUGCAGGUACCUGUGGUGCUGCAAGUAAGUUCAGGUCCACGUCCUCCCUACAUGUGCAGUAUUGCUGGCAGGUAAAUGCAUUCACUGGCCACAGUUUUGGUUUGCAGAUUGUGACUAAUUGUACAGCUAGCACACCUUUGGGUCACACGACAGAAUCUGCAGCCUCCUUUUACGGUGCCUGGGUGGAUUUUAAAACUAUUUGAUGAGGCCGACCUUUAUGUGAAUAGCAGCAAAUGAAUUUUUGUCUCUAAUCAGACAUGAUUUUGGUAUAAUUGUUUUCUGUUGAAUAAAAGGGGGAAAAUGCAGUAUUGUUAUCGCCUUGAUGUAAAGAUUCUCAGGUAAUCAACCUUUGGAUGAAGGACAGGACUUCUCUUUGAAAGCAGAAAAAAGGAGACAGUUUUGCACUCACUUUGUCACCUUCUAGGUUCCUUCUUGUCUUGUCUCCACCUCCCAAUCCACACAGACUAAUCUGUCUUUGUGUGCUUUCUAUUGCAUUGGAGCAGCCCCCAUCACCCACCCCAAUUAUUAAGAUGCUCCCUAUUCCUCCAUUAAUUUCCUGUUUGAGAUCCACUUCUUUUACAAAGCUUUCCCAGAAUAGUGUUAAUUUUAUAAAUUGUUUUAUUUAGAAAACUCACCAUAAGCUUGCAUCCAGUCUACAUCACACAGCUUCACCACUGCUUCAGGGCUAAGUGGCGUUUGGCUAAUCAUUAAACCUUGUUAGUUUCUCCUCUCCCCCCCCCCUCAUCCCACCCCACUACUUCCUCUCCUUUGCUUUCACCUGACCCUUUCCCUCCUACUCCAAAUCAGUACCUGUGCUGAGCUUCCAACAGCAGUGUGACUGGAUCUGUCACUUCAGUACAAUGCAGUGGGGCUAUUGGUGCUAAGUAUGCCAACAAAGUUGGCAGUGCAAUACUAUAAUGGCUACUCAAAAUUAAGUCCCAAUGAGUUCAUUAACCAUGCAAACAAUAGUUGAUGGAUCAGUUAGACUAAUCAAUUAAAAACCAUGUGAUCAUAUGAAAGCACCCCCUCCUCAAUGAAAUGGAUUGAUUCUCCUUUUUAAAGGUGUUUUUUUUAAAAUAAUAAUACUUCAAGUAUAGAAACUGUGGGUGGUGGGUACCAGCUUAGAAGUGGAUGUCUCCCUUCUCUCUCACACAUGGAGGAAUACACUGAAAGUUCUGCCUGCAGCCAUCCUCUAAAAAUGGGGUGGUCUUCAUAGCUCUUAGUUUUUUUCAUAUAGAAAGAUAUGCAGAUGUCAUUGAUUAAGGAUGCAAACCUAUAUAUGUUUAGACAGAAAAAGUCCUACAACUCCCAGCAUGCCCCAGCCAGUUCAGCUCUAAAUUUAUGAUUAAUUGAACCGAAAUUUCACUUAUUUGGUUGACUGCUCUGGUGCUAAAUACAUUUAGUAGCUGUAAGUUUAUUUACUUAUUUUAUUUAAAACAUUUAUAUCCUGCCCUAUAUCAUUAAGAUCUCAUAGUGGCAUACGGAUAAAAACAUACAGUAGAAAACAAUAAAUAUGCACAGUUAAAAACAAAUUAAACCAUGAUCCAAGUUAAAACAAUAUAUAAUUUAAAAGCAGUUAAAACAAGGUGCCAGUGAGUUUUAACACCAUGUUUUUACUUGGCGUCAAAAUAAAAUCAAUGUUGGUGCCAAUCAGGCCUCCAAGGGGAGGGCAUUCCAGAUCGGGGUGCCACAACAGAGAAAGCCCUCUCCCUUGUCCCAACAUAGCGUAUGUGUUGCAUUGGUGGGAUGUGGAGAAGGGCUUCUCCAACAGAUCUAAGGUCUCGGGCAGGCAUAUACUGUAUAAGGAGAGGCGCGCUCUCAAGUAUCGAGGUCCCAAGCCGUUUAGGGCUUUAAACGUCAUUACCAACACUUUGAAUUCUGACCGGAAGCGUAUAGGCAGCCAGUGCAGUUCGUUUAAGACCGGUAUUAUGUGGUCUCUGUAAGAUGUACCCGCCAGCAGUCUAGCUGUUGCAUUUUGCACUAGCUGCAACUUCCGCAUUAUCUUCAAGGGCAGCCCCACAUAGCAUGCAUUGCAGUAGUCUAAUCAGGAAGUUACCAGUGCAUGUACUACUGUGGCUAGGUUGUCCCUGUCCAGGAAAGGCCGUAGCUGCGAUUUUGCGAUUUAUUUAUUUAAAAAAUCUAUACAUUGAAUUGAAAAUGUAUGUCUCAAACGCACAAUUUUACUGGAUGUGCAAAAGCCGGCAUUCUCUGUUUUGAACCCACCCACCCUGUUUUCCCACUACUUCCUCUGUCUUUCUUACCAUUUUUUUUUUUUUUUUUGCCCUUGAUCUGUAACCUGUUAGUUUAAUUUCGUGCAACCGUUCCAUCUCCAUUUUGUGUAAUAACUAUAUAUUUGAAUUCAGUCUUCCCUGUUUAAACUCUUCUUGGUGUGUAAUAAAGGAAAAUGUUCAACAGUG
Molecule: messenger RNA, 4891 nt
Organism: Elgaria multicarinata webbii
Lineage: Eukaryota; Metazoa; Chordata; Lepidosauria; Squamata; Anguidae
Gene: GGH
Product: gamma-glutamyl hydrolase
Exons: 9
Coding region: 64-1032 (322 amino acids)
Biological process (GO): tetrahydrofolylpolyglutamate metabolic process
Cellular component (GO): vacuole
Molecular function (GO): gamma-glutamyl-peptidase activity
Source: RefSeq, a predicted model, not a curated record